AAGAGCCUUCAAAAACGGAAUGUACGCGCGGUUUAUCGGAUUUAUCGUGCCGGAAAAGUUGAAUGUUGGAAACUAGUUGUUGAACCCUCAAAAAUCAAUAAUAUCAAUUGUUACUAUUUAGGAAAAAAAUUGUGCCUCGCUACCACAAUGGAACUUUCAAACGGUGAAGUAAUACAGUGGAAAGAGUUGUGGCAGCUAAUCUCUGGCAUUCACUACGAAACUCCGAAUGUUGUGGUGCAAGAUAAAUUACUGGAUGUUUCUAAAGAGCUAACCGAUGGCAUUUUACUGUACCGGAAGUGCAGCGCAGAUAAAGUAUCGGAAACGAAACUGCAGAAUAUGAUGAAGGAGCGCCACCAGCAGAAACUGUUUACGUUCGCCGUAAAGUUGUAUCAGUAUCUGGACAUUGAUGCUUUACAAGCUUGGAAUAUUUUAUGCUUUUAUCUGGUGAAUGAAUAUCGUGGGCCAGCGAACGCGCUGGCAGACUACAUUUCAUCUGAGAGCUCAAUGUUGACCUUAUUGAAUGAUAUUUGGGCGUAUUAUACGCUAGAACGCAUGAUAAUGUUGAAAAUUACUAAAAAUUUACUUGAGUUCUGCAACUCGAGUAACCACCCGUACUGCAAGGAGUACAAACAUGUUAUUGACAAGAUUGGUUUGGCAAAUUUGAGGAAAUCGUACAUUAAGCAGCUUGAAUAUCUUGUUAAUGAAGCGAUGCCACAUAAACUAAUCCCUGGUGAUAUGCUCAAUUCGCAAAGCAAGAUGGUAUCCUGGUCAGAGCGUAAGAUGAGGGAGAUAAACGAAAUUCUACAUAUACUUUUGCUGACCAUUAAUCACGGUGGGAUUGGCGUUGAUGAAUUUUGUCAGUUGUUCAAACUAUUUAAGCAUCAUUCUUUUGGACGCCAGCAACAGUAUCUGGAGAAUGCGAAUGAAAUACACAGUGAUAUGGUGAAACGAAUUACUUUCAGCGAAUUAGCUAUCGUGUAUCGUGUGUUAGAUGUCAGUGACCGAAACGAAGAUGAGACAUGGAUGACAGGACUGUCGAAGGCGCUCGAUGGCGAAUUUGUAACACUGCAUCAGUUUCCGGAACAUGGACCUCUUCUGCUAGUUUGGAUGCUGUUCAACUUUCGAUUGCAAACUUGCUUGGAAGACGACGAUAUUUCCAAUCGAUACCGCCAGUUCGGAUCGAGAGCAAUACAGCUCGGUGUGUUUCAGUAUUUACAUGCUCUUGUUACACAUCCUACAUUCCAGGAUCAUAGUUUGGUUUGCCGAAUUACUCGGAGAGCUAUAUUCAACCAUCUAGGCUUUCUGUGUCAGUUAUUCGACUCGGAUGGAUCGGUUUCAUACCACAACAAAAUAUUCGAGCUGCUAGCCGAAUUGCUGCACAGUCCAUCGAUUGCAACUGAGUUUUGUAAGAACGAGGAUAAUCCAAUACGUUCGCUGUUCGAUACCGCAUUGGAGAAUUUUCCCGUUGAUUUUAUCCCAUUAGCAACAAUCGCCCAUGCAUUGGCUUCCGCUGGCAUUACUCAGAACAAGUAUGUUCAUGGUCUGUUGGAAAAUUUGCCCGUAUAUAGUGAGAUAUAUAGUUCGGACCACUACGAACUGCGCCCGUCCUCGAGUAGCGAGGAUGAGUUUGUUCUGUUGCGUGAUUACAUACCGUUUCGUAAAAUUGGAUUUAAAAUUCCUCACGGAACGAGAACUGUCGUAAUCGAUAAACGGACACAGACACUGGCUCAUUUCCGAACUAGGUUUAACUUUUUCAAUGCCCUGCACCACGAAAUCAACGAGCUUCUAUCGGAUGUGCUUGCGUACACGCAGCUAAACGAUGAGCGGAUCAAACGAAUUACAGUUGGGAUUCGCUAUUUGGCCGUUGCUGUGAAACGCCUGCACCAGCCUCACGAAAUCAGCUCCGAGAUGGUGCAUCCAACCGAAAUGGUUUUCGACAUCCUGCUCAAAUUCAAAGUUAUGCAAAAUCCUCCAAUUGAGUUGCUUGCCGAGUGCCUGAAUGUUUGUGCCGCUCUAGUGCCACUGUUCGAACCAGAAAUCUAUGCUCGAGUGAUAAAUCUUAACGUUCUGCCAAGUGUGAAUAAUGUCAAUCUAGACUUCAACGAUUAUGCAACCGGUACGAGCUUCGAAUCUAGCUUGAUUGGAUAUUAUCUGGUGAAUUACGAAAAAAAUAUGGGCAAAUACCAAGUUUUGAUGGCCUAUUUGAAUUUCCUCAAAACCUACACGAAGCUAGGUAAAAAUAAUGUAUUCGGCGUAGAGUUGCCAGGGUUGAUAUUUUUACUACGGGAAGUAUUCCCGCACGCGCACACGUGGCGAUUUGAACAAGAAGCACAACGGCAAAAGAUCUAUGUUUUCAUUCUACAGUAUAUUUUUGAAAUCCUGCAGCUUAGCCCGGAAGCCUUGAAGAAUGAUUCCGCCAGACUGGUGUUGCGAAACGUUUGCGUUUAUAGUCUACUGGAUUUGGACAAUGGAAUGACACUGCUCAAGUUUGUCGCCGUUGGAAAUGGUUACUUGCAGUCGGUGAUGGAAAGUGAAACCAGUUGGAUGCUGGCACCGGAACAGAGCAUGAAUUUGAUUGUACAGCUUUCGAUGACAAUAUUGAUGCAAAUUCUACGCCUUAAGCACGCGGUGAUUGGAGAUGAUAAAUUGUUGUCUCCUCUAGAGUCCGCUAUUUACACGCAGCCAAAGCAACGAGAUACACUUCGAAUAAUUCCUGUAGUUACCGGAUAUAUGAACAAUGUUUUCAAUCGUAGAUUGCCUAUCCUCUCCUGUCGGUUGUUGAGACGCUUCUCGAUUGAGUUUAGAAUGUCGCUGCUAGCGUGUCUCGACAUGGAGCCAGACCAAAUACGAUUGAUUUUUCUGCAGCGUUUGAGGGACGAUCUAGAAAGUGACAAUUUGAAAAUUGCUGUUUUGGAAUUUGUAGAAGCAUGUAUUCACAAACAACCCGGUUUAACGGAAGCUUUCUUUAAAAUUCACUACGAAAACGUGGAAAAUCGUCUAUUUCUGGGCACAAAACCUGGCAAGAAGAAAACUAUCAGCGAUGGCAUUCCAACCUAUAUGGAAGAAUAUCUGGAGGCAAUUGCUAACGAUACGAAGAAACUUGCUAGUCCGUUACUCUCUCGUAUCAUGUCACUUUUUCAUGCGCUGUGGAAAAACAACAUGCAAAUUCUGUGCAAGGACUUGCUAGAAAAGAAAACCUUCUGGCAAUCACUCUGUAAUCCAUUGUUUGGUAAUAUUAGCGAACACAUCAAGGCAUACAGUCAGCUGUUCAAUAUACUUGGAAUUGAACUAUUCAAGAUGGACCAUUCCAGUCAAAAGGUUGAUGAUAAUCUGAAAAAAGUAUAUGAGAGAUUUUUCGAGUAUGAAAUCUUUUCACGGUGGGUGAAGUCCGUUUUUGACUUACCAAAAAUGAGCGGUAAAUUGAACGACGACAGCUCAACGUUUGCUGCUGCAAUCACUGACGAAACUCCUGAGUGGCUUAGCCGUUUGCAGUCUUUCAAGGAUUUUAUGGUCAUUUUGAUACGUAAGAAAGAUACCGGGAUUCACCUACCCGAUCGCAGUAAGCGAUAUCUGGCGAAUCAGUGCUUAGAUAUUUUAGUGGAGCGCUCUGACUAUGCUGACGAUUUUCGUCCAUUUGUAAUUCUUGUUGAGUUAUAUUUAAUAGUUUUGUCCGAUUACGAACAUAAAUACACGGACAACGCUGAACAAGAUAACGCGGUUUUAGACAAAAUACAGCAUCUGAUGAACGCUUUAGCUAUCAACUACAAAGAAAUGCACGCUAGAGCAAAGGAAUCAAUCCUAGCGAUUGGAAUACGGAUCAUUGAGUUACAUGCUGAUCAGUUGAUUGAUAGUGAUGUGGAAAUGUCAAGCAUCACACGCUCGACCGUUGAUAUAGUCUGCUCGGAAAUUUACGACUUGGAAAUUGCUACAAAGGUAGAGCUGAAGCACGCUGAUCAAACGACGCAUGUAAAUACGAGAAAUCAAAUUGCGCUCUCAUUGUCACUGAACAUGCUGAAAAAGCUGAUCAUGGUAUUCGAAGAAAACGAAAGUCCUGCCGUGCGAUGGCAAUGUUGGUUUAUACGAAACAAGUUACUCCAGCGGCUUCUGAGUGUUAUCAAUAUAAUGCUACCGAUGUUUUCCAAGCGUAAAAUUACGGUCGAAAUUCUGGAACUACUGGUUGUCCUGGCUAAGAGUAGAUGCUCGGUAGAAUUGUUGCAUUGUGACAUUGGUGACUAUCUGUGGUUGAAGUUGUUACCACCGAAGGAUCUACUGCAGCGACCCUAUCUGACCGCUAGCGAGGCCGAUUGCAGAUGGAAAACCCAGGAUUGGUGGCCUAUUUAUACCAAAGGUAUAGAGUUGGUGCGGGUACUUCUAUCUCAGCACAAGCAUAGCUUCUUUCGCGAUGCCAUCUUCUUCGCUGGAAUCCACGAGGAGUAUCUUAUAGAUUCUCUGUUGCUAGCAAAGCAAUCAUUAGAAGAAAGUGCCAUACUUUUGAUCAAAGGAACGUUGGAACUUUUGGGCGAGUUGGUCAAUUAUGAAAAGGACUGGCGGCUUGAACAUGGUCAAAGUUUGAUCAACCUAAUGCGCUGUGUACAAGUGCUAAUGGAUCACGCGGUUUCGCUACUGUACCGGCCGAAAAUCUUAAAACGUUUGGCAGGUGGACCAGCAGUAGAGUUGUUUACCGAUCAGGAGCAGGACCCUAACGCAGUUGACACUUCAGACGAGCUUGUUACGGUUAUGAACAGUGUCAUUGAAGUGGUAAAUCUCUGCGCCAGAUGUUUGCUGAAAUUUAGCCCUUCGCUGCUAACUCUUCUAUGUGAGAUAAAUUUCUUCCCAGGACAUUAUUAUCCACUCAUAGAAAUUCAAUUCGGCGUUCCAAAAAUGAACUCGGAGAAUUUUUCCCAACUUAGCUUCGGAACGGUUCUGAGGGCAGUUUGUAUUUUCACUAAAGUGUUGAAUGUGCAACAUUAUUCGUUCCAAGAAACUCCGCUUAAUGAACUGCCCGAUCGCAAGCCUAGCGAUGUUGACAGCGUAGACACUGGAUCAUCCCUGUCCAAUUCUGCACUGAUGCGUUUGAAUAAAUCAGCUCUAGCAGCAGCAGAUGGCUCGACUCGACAAUCACGAACAACAUUUUCAAAGUCAUUAUCUAUGACUUCAGUGUCUAGUUUCACAUCAACCAACGCAAUUGCCCUCUCAAAUGAGCUGCUAACGCAUCUAGACUCGAAACUAUGCAUCAGCGGAUUAGAAUUUGUCCUGACUCUUCUUGCUUCCCAGAGUUUACUGGCAUUGAAAGAUAAAAAUCUAUCACAGCGCGAAAAACAACUAAUCAAGCGCGAACUUAGCACAGAGUUACUAAUUUUCCAUGACUUUGUCAAGAAACGUAUUCUCAAGGAUGCAAAAGAAAUCCUUGUCAGGAAAAAGUUCGGUUCAGUUCCAAUCUACAAUACCAGCCAAGAUGACAAUGACGACGAUGCACCCGGUAGCCAACGGGCCAACACGCCACAGCUGCAAGCGAAAAAACCUGAUCGCAACUUACAGUCGAUGCGAGUCAACGUUGUUCGAAAACAGCAUCUGCAACUAGCCGCAUCGACGUCUACUCCACUCGUCCCGGGUGCAGUAUCCCGGUCGGAUUUGAAUGUGAAACCACUCUCGUCCACACCCGUUCCGCGAGGAAUUCUGAAACCUUCACCGCCCACUUCGUCUAUCAAGCGAGUCAUGUUUGAUGACAACUCCUCCGGAGGUAUAAAAACAUUCGCCUACUCGAGCUCCGAAGAUGAGCCUAUCUUUUUCGAACCGGAGGAAUCAAAAUACACCGGUUUAUCGCACGUUCGAAUCGUCGAGGAGGAUUACCUGCAUUUUUUGUCAAAUUUACUUUUGAUUAUAUCGCAAAGUGAAAGUUAGAAAAAAAGGUUUCGUUUUUUUUGUUAAAUUAUACUUUACGAUUUAAUAAAAUUCCAACGGAUUGUGGAAA
Molecule: messenger RNA, 5971 nt
Organism: Wyeomyia smithii (pitcher-plant mosquito)
Lineage: Eukaryota; Metazoa; Arthropoda; Insecta; Diptera; Culicidae
Gene: Nup188
Product: nucleoporin Nup188
Exons: 7
Coding region: 148-5901 (1917 amino acids)
Biological process (GO): protein import into nucleus; RNA export from nucleus
Cellular component (GO): nuclear pore inner ring
Molecular function (GO): structural constituent of nuclear pore
Source: RefSeq, a predicted model, not a curated record